Molecule: messenger RNA, 786 nt
Organism: Sphaeroforma arctica JP610
Lineage: Eukaryota; Ichthyosporea; Ichthyophonida
Exons: 2
Coding region: 1-786 (261 amino acids)
Source: RefSeq, a predicted model, not a curated record
AUGUCUUGGAGAGUAGGAAGCAGAAAUGUCCGUAUCGGCCGCGAAGCCGGUGAGACGAAUCAGGCCGGUUAUGCAACGGCGGUCGGGAUGGAAGCAGGUAAAACGGACCAAGGUGAUUCGGCAAUCGCCAUUGGAGAUCGUGCAGGUAGUGUGAAUCAAGGGACCGGUUGCGUCGCGGUUGGUGUGACGGCGGGUAGGGUGGACCAGGGCGAACAUUCAGUGGCAAUCGGUGCGUAUGCGUGCUCCGAUGCGUCGUCAAACAACUCGAUUACCCUGAACGCAACGGGUACUCUGCUAUCAAACAAGGUGGCAAACUCGUUAAUAAUCAAACCAAUCCGAAACGCCGCAAGUCCCAACAUGCUCAUGUAUAAUUCCACAACGGGCGAGGUUACGUACGUGUCAUCGGUAACAGAGGGCAAGGCAACUAUUGCUAGCAUGGAACGCGAUGCCAGUGAAAUCCUGGGCCAGCUCGACGUGCAAGAGUUUACAUAUAUUAACAAGGGCAAACACAAUGCGUACAGCUCGGUAGUCGAUUCUGCCGAAAGUCGCCACCAGCCCGAGAUGGCCCGCGACAUGGACGAGACGCAUUUUGGAUUCGGUGUGGAGGAAUUGCAAGAUAUUUCACCGGAUCUCGUGUACAGUGAUGCCAGCGGUGUCCCGCUGGACAUUAAGUGGGACAACAUAACAGCGCUUCUGGUAAAGGGGAACCAGGAGAUACGUACGGACAUUACAAACGCCAUUGAAGAUAUCGAUGAAAACAAGGCGAAUAUUGGCCAAUAUCGAUAG